AUGUCUGCCGCUCCUCUCUUCUGGCAAACUCCCCUCAAGUACUGCCGCUGGGCAGCCCGCGAGCGUCCCGCCCUCUUCUGGUCCGUCAUCAUCGGCGCAGCAGGCCCCGUCGCCAUGCCAAUUGUUCCUCCGAUCCGACACUACUUUGGCGAUAUCGAUGCUCCCCCCGUUCCCGUCACCUAUCCCAUCCCCUCUGGUCCCAGGAAACAGCUCACCGGCUACGACGACUAA
Messenger RNA from Fusarium tjaetaba, 231 nucleotides. Its product is annotated as NADH dehydrogenase. The record is from RefSeq and is a predicted model, not a curated record. The coding region runs from base 1 to 231 and encodes 76 amino acids. The transcript is spliced from 2 exons. Lineage: Eukaryota; Fungi; Ascomycota; Sordariomycetes; Hypocreales; Nectriaceae.